GCAGACUAGGUUUAUAAAGCAUUUCCUGAGACAAGGCUGAGAAAAACCGCAUGGUGGUGCCUCUCUCCGGCGGACAGUCUACAGCGGUCUUCUGAUUGCAGCCAGCAGGGAGGCUCUGGGACCACUUUCAGCAGCUGACCCUACAGACGGGUAACUACUGUCUCUCACUUCCAGGGUUGGGCUUCUAGACCAGGCCAUGGCACUCCUAUGGCUCCUCUCUGUGUGGUUGCUGGUUCCAGGGACUCAAGGUACAGAAGAUGGGGACAUGCGUCUGGUUAACGGGGCCUCAGCCAACGAAGGCCGCGUGGAGAUCUUCUACAGAGGCCAAUGGGGGACAGUGUGUGACAACCUCUGGAACAUUUUAGAUGCCAACGUCGUCUGCCGAGCCCUGGGCUAUGAGAACGCCACUCGGGCGCUGGGCAGAGCUGCCUUUGGACCAGGAAGGGGACCCGUCAUGCUGGACGAGGUGGAGUGCACAGGGACAGAGCCCUCGCUGGCCAACUGCAGCUCCCUGGGUUGGCUGAAGAGCCGCUGCGGGCAUGAGAAGGAUGCAGGCGUCAUCUGCUCUAACGAAACCAGUGGUGUCCACGUCCUGGACCUCUCUGGAGAUCUCCCAGAUGCGCUGGGCCGGAUCUUUGACAGUCAGCAGGACUGCGACCUGUUCAUCCAGGUGACAGGGGAGGGGCAUGGAGAUCUGACCCUCUGUGUCCACAAGCUGAUCCUGAACACCAACCCGGAGGCCCAGGCCCUGCAGCAGGCAGUGGGCAGAAGUGUCCUCAUGAGAGUGGAUGCGGAGUGCAUGCCUGUGGUCAGAGACUUCCUCAGGUACUUUUACACCCGAAGAAUCGAGGUCACCAUGUCCUCUGUCAAGUGCUUGCACAAGCUAGCCUCAGCUUAUGAGGCCACACAGCUUCGAGACUACUGCGGACGGCUCUUCGCCACCCUCCUCCCCCAGGACCCCAGUUUCCACACGCCCCUGGACCUCUAUGCCUAUGCACAGGCCACCCGGGACUCUGUGCUGGAAGAACUGUGCGUACAGUUCCUGGCCUGGAACUUUGAGCCUCUGACGCAGGCUGAGGCCUGGCUGACCGUUCCCACCGCCUUGCUCCAGGCUCUCCUCUCCAACAGUGAGCUGGCCGUGUCUAGCGAGCUGGACUUGCUGAAGGCAGUGGAUCAGUGGAGCAGAGAAAGUGGCAUCUCCCACGAGGACGUAGAGCGCCUGGUGGAGAAGGUCCGAUUCCCUAUGAUGCUGCCCCAGGAGCUGUUUGAGCUGCAGUUCAACCUGUCCUUGUACCAGGGUCACCAGGCGCUGUUCCAAAGGAAGAUCAUGCAGGCCCUGGAGUUCCACACCGUGCCUUUCUCAGUGCUGAUCAGGUACAGAGGCUUCAACCUCACCGAGGACAUCUACAAGCCCCGGCUUUAUACCUCCUCAACCUGGAGUGCCUUCGUGACAGCCCGGUCCUCAAGGUCACGGGACGUCCAAAUGUAUAACUACCGUCAAUACUACUCAUACGGUUAUGGCUCAAGAGGCCAGUACAGCUCCUACCAGUCCUUCCAGACCCCACAGCACCCCAGCUUUCUUUUCAGGGACAGGCUGGUCUCCUGGUCAGCCUACUACCUCCCCACUGUCCAGAGCUGCUGGAACUAUGGCUUCUCUUGCACCCCUGACGAGCUCCCUGUGAUGGGCCUCACCAAGUCCGCCUACUCCGAUUCUAGCAUUGACUACGAAAACAAGGUGCUGAUGCUGUGUGGAGGGUACAGUGUGGUGGAUGUCACCAACUUUGAAGGCUCCAAGGCCCCUAUCCCCAGUGCCCUGGACACCAAUAGUUCCAAGAUCUCCUCCCUCUUUCCCUGCACCUCAGGGGCCUUCAGCAGCUUCCGUGUGGUCAUUCGCCCCUUCUACCUGACUAAUGCCACUGACUUGGAGUAGGUGGUCGAUGGAGACCACCAUGUGUCCCCUCCUUAACCCCUUCCAGCAGCCCGCCACCAGAUCUUCCCCAGUUUCCACUCUAUGAGCUUUAAAUUUUUACUAGAUUUCAGGCAGCACUCGCUCCAGAGCUGAGCCCCCAAGGCUCCCAUUGCAGGUACAAGCAUGUUCUGUGAGGUCCUGCGGGAUUUCUGAUGCCCACUGCAGCAGCUCAGUCCAUCACUGUCACUAAUCAGAAAUCAUUAAAGUCACAUG
Microtus ochrogaster (prairie vole) is the source of this 2182-nucleotide messenger RNA. RefSeq names its product galectin 3 binding protein (gene Lgals3bp). The record is from RefSeq and is a predicted model, not a curated record. Gene Ontology annotation, cellular component: extracellular matrix; membrane. Lineage: Eukaryota; Metazoa; Chordata; Mammalia; Rodentia; Cricetidae. Gene Ontology annotation, molecular function: protein binding.